Molecule: messenger RNA, 1077 nt
Organism: Coffea eugenioides
Lineage: Eukaryota; Viridiplantae; Streptophyta; Magnoliopsida; Gentianales; Rubiaceae
Product: S-norcoclaurine synthase 1-like
Exons: 4
Coding region: 1-1077 (358 amino acids)
Source: RefSeq, a predicted model, not a curated record
AUGGAGACUAAGGUGGCUAGCACCAGAAAAGACCUUGGUGGUUCGCUCCCAGUUAAGAAUGUACAAAAACUAGCUUCUAAUAACUUGAAAGAAAUCCCACACCGAUACAUCAGACCUGAACUUAAUCCUGAUGAAGUUUCAGUUGAUGAAUCUUUACAAAUUCCAGUCAUUGAUAUGAGCAAGCUUGCAACAGACCAUGUAGAUAACCAAAAUGAAAUGGCAGAACUUCACCAGGCAUGCAAAGAAUGGGGUUUCUUUCAGUUAAUCAAUCAUGGAGCAACAGCAGCAAUCGAGAAAAUGAAGGUUGUCGUAGAGGACUUCUUCAAGCUGCCAUUAGAGCAGAAGAUGAUCUAUGCACAACUGCCAAUUGAUCUUGAAGGGUAUGGUCAAGCAUUUGUCAUAUCGGAGGACCAAAAGCUCGACUGGGGUGACAUGCUCUUCCUUUACUCCUUACCAACCUCCCAAAGAAAUAUGAGAUUCUGGCCUAACAAUCCAAAAUCUUUCAGAUCAACCUUGGAUGAAUACUCAACUGAAUUGCACAAAGUCUGCAUGAGUCUCUUUAAUCUCAUGGCUAUGAAUCUUGGAUUGGAUGCCAAAAAAAUUAGCAGCUUGUAUGAAGAUUGUGUUCAAGGAAUAAGAAUGAAUUACUACCCACCAUGCUUGCGAGCAGACAAGGUUAUUGGCCUUGCUCCUCACUCUGAUGCCACAGGACUGACCUUAUUAGUUCAAGUGAAUGAAGUUCAGGGCCUACAGAUCAAGAAAAACAGUAAAUGGGUGCCCAUUAAACCCAUUCCGGGAGCCAUCAUCAUCAACAUUGGUGAUGUCAUGGAGAUACUGAGUAAUGGGGAAUAUUGCAGCAUUGAACAUAGAGCUGUUGUGCAUUUCCAGAAAGAAAGACUUUCAGUUGCCGCAUUUCACAGUCCUAAUAUCUGUGUAAAAAUUGGUCCUCUACCUGAUCUUGUGAAAGAAAAUGGAGCAAAUUACAAGACCUUACAGCACGAGGACUUCAUAAGACUGGUUAUUUCCAGGAAACUUGAUGGAAAAAGCUUGCUGAAAACCAUGAAAAUCAGUAAAUAA